Molecule: messenger RNA, 2262 nt
Organism: Vicia faba (fava bean)
Lineage: Eukaryota; Viridiplantae; Streptophyta; Magnoliopsida; Fabales; Fabaceae
Source: the annotation of a GenBank genome assembly
AUGGACAAUGUAAGAAGUGUAAAAGAUGGUGGAUCACAUAGGAAGAGUGGUCAAAGUCCUACUAAAAGAUUUGAUUUUCCUUUUCAAGUAAGAUCAAGUGCAGAAUUGAGAAAUAAAGUGCUACAACAUGUUAAGAAAGAAAAAGUUGACAAGUUACAUGAGAUGCUACAAGUAAACAAUAGAGAAAGGGUUCAGGAAAUUAUAGAAGUUAUGGACGAAACACCAAAAAAAGGAACUCAACAAGAAAGAGUUCAAAAGGUUGAUCACAAUUUGGACAAAGAGACUAUUGCAAAGAAAAUGGAGAUAGACAAACUCUCGCAAUCAAAAGUAAUGAAAGAUCAUGCACAUGGUGACAAAGAAGUUGUACAAGAAACACCAAAGAAAAGAACUCAAGUGAAAGCUACAGUGAAUAGAGAAAGAAUUCAAAAGGUUGAUGGAAAAUUGGACAACCACAUUGCUAUGAAGAAAGAAGAUAGACCUAAGCUUUUGCAACCACAAGCUAAGGAAGUUUUUGCACAUGGAAACAAAGAAGUUUCACAAGGAAUGCUGAAAAAAAGAAUUCAUGAGAAUCUACUAGAGAACAAUAGAGAUAAAAUUCAAAAGGUGGAAAAACCAGUUGCAAGGAGAAUACUUAUUUCUUCCAAAAAUAAGAAACCAGAGAAAUCUACUCUAUCUUUGGACACAAUGAUGUCAAAAGCUGAAUGCUCUAAAAAGCUAAACAGGGUGCCAAAAUGCCCAUCAAUGUUGAUUGAUGAUUAUGUAGAUCUUCACAAGUCAAAGGAAAUGGAUGCAACCAAGUCAAACAAUGGAGAAAAACCGGGCAGCAGCGUUAACCGUAGCUCUAAACAAAAUCAGCCAAAAAAAGGAACUCGACAAGAAAGUGUUCAAAAUCGGGCAAAAGUCAACGAAGAAGAUGCAAUCACAAAUAGAGAAGAAGAAAAAGAAACAUCCCAAAGAAAAACUCGUGGGAAAACUUUGUGCAAAAAGAUUCAUGCAAGAACUUUGGAAGAGCGAGUAGAAGUAACCUUUAAUGAGGAUUUUAAGCCAAUUGGUCCUAGUGAAAAAGUAGUAUCUGACUUGAGCCUCUUCUUGGGAACAUUGGCUAGGAACUCAACAUUUUGUCCUCUACGUUACACCAAUUGGUCAGGAAUGCCAGAUGAUAAUAAAAACCGUUUCUGGAGAUAUACUAAUCGGAAGUUUAUCUUGCCGGUUGAAGCACGAUAUUGGAUUGAGACCACUGUUAGAGAGGCAUGGAGAAGAUAUAAGCACAAAAUUAAGAAGAAUCAUUUUUUGAAGUAUUCCAACAUGACCGAGAGACUCAAAAAUCGUCUGCCAAACGUGCCAAUAGCCCAAUUUAAGAGUCUUUGUGCUUAUUGGAGUAAGGAAACUAUACAAGCAAUCAGUGAAAAUAACACUAGAAAUAGAGCUCAACUAAAGUGGAUGCAUCAAAUGGGUCCCAAAAACUUUGCUUUGACUCGUGAAAAAGUGCGUGAAAAGGAAAAAAGAGAGCCCACUCAAUCAGAAAUGUUUGUUGAAACUCGAAAAGGAAAUAAAGGAAAGGAACUGGAUGUAGAAACUGGAAAAGUAAUUUCCCAACUUCAAGAAAUGGUUGAAAAGGAGGAAAGUGAUACAGAAGCUUUUAAAGUUGUUUUUGGAAAGGAGUGUCCAGGCAGGGUACGCUGUUAUGGGAGAAACAUAACUAAAACUUCCUUAAAGAGAAAGGCAGAGAUUAAUUCUUUGAAACAAGCCCACAGUGAAGAGGUCUCUACAUUAAGGGACGAGUUUCAAGAUAAGAUUGAUAGAUUGCAAAAUGAUUUUAAGACCGUAAUACAACAAUGCAAUCCUCAAAUUAAUAUAGAGUCAAUUGAAGAUUUGUUAGGAUUAUCUCAUGGAGAUGCUAAUAGUUCCCCAAAGGAUAUAAGACCGCAAAUGCAUUCAUCUACAUCAACUCAUGCUCCAUGUCAUGGAAAGCAAUGUAUCAAUGAAGAUGUUGAAAAGGACGAUAUAAAUGAUGAAAUCCAAGAGGACGACAUGAAUGAUAAAAUUCAACAGGACGACCUAAAUGAUAAAAUUCAAGAGGACGACGUAGAUGACGAAUUUCAAGAGGACGACAUAGAUCUAGAUGAUGAAUUUCAAGAGGACGAUAUAGAUGGUGAAUUUCAAGAGGACGACAUAGAUGAAGAAUUUAUGGAGGAUGACAUAUCUAACGAAUUUCAAGAGGAUGAUCUGGAUGAUUUACUCCUAGAAGACAAACUUGAGUGA